AUGAACGGCCACUCCAUCACUCCCUUUAUCGCCUCGCUCCCCAAGGUCGAGCUACACAUCCACAUCGAAGGCACUCUGCAGCCAGCUUUACGCUGGAAGCUCGCCCAACGCAACAAUGUACCCCUCAAGGUCCGAGACAAAGUCUACCGCACCUACGAGGAGCUCCUCGACUCCUACAAAGUGAUCUACAACCACCGCCCCGAACUCGGCGGCCGCAAAGACGUGCCCAGUUUUCUGGAAGCCUACUUUGCCGGCUGUGAAGUGCUGCUAAAAGAAGAUGACUUCUACGAUCUGGCCAUGGAUUAUCUAUCUCGCUGCAGAGCCAUGAACGUGCGGUACGCGGAGCCCUUCUUCGACAUCCAAGCACACACGCGGCGAGGUGUCGCCGCAGACGCUGUGUUAAACGGGUACCUGCGUGCGCAGAAAGACGGCGCAGAGAAAUACGGCGUGCGCUCGAACUGGAUCUUCUGUUUUCUGCGCGAUGAGCCCGUCGACGAAGGCGAGGCUGCCUACGACGCCGCGCUCCCCUGGGCCGCUGUGAAAGGAGGGAAGGGCCUGUUCCAUGCGGUUGGGCUUGCGAGCAAUGCUUACGAGAGACCAAUCUUGCUCUUUAAGAAUGCCUUUGAGCGCGCGCGACGGGAUGGGUUGCAUACGACGACGCACUGUGAUUUCGGGCAGAAGGAUACACAUGAGCAUAUCCGGCAAGCGAUUUUCGAGGUCGGGGUUGAGCGCAUUGAUCAUGGACUUGAUGUGCUGGAUCGGGAGGAGCUGGUGGCUGGUUUAAAGAAGAGAAAUGUUGGACUGACGCUGUGUCCGCAUGCGUACCAUCGCCGGACGGCGACGGAGGUGCUUUUCCCGAAGUUGCGGCAGCUGCUGGAUCGGGGUGUUCAGUAUUGUAUUAACAGUGAUGACCCUGUGUAUAUGCAUGAUGUGUGGGUUGAUGGGAAUAUGGAAAAGGCGUACUAUUAUGGCGGAUUAUCCAAGGCCGAGAUGGUACAGUUGUCGCGGAAUGCUGUGGAUAUGUGUUGGGCGGAUGAUGAGGUGAAGAAGGGGAUAUACGCCGAGUUGGAUGCUGUUGAUGUAGAUUGA
Molecule: messenger RNA, 1089 nt
Organism: Penicillium alfredii
Lineage: Eukaryota; Fungi; Ascomycota; Eurotiomycetes; Eurotiales; Aspergillaceae
Product: adenosine deaminase family protein
Exons: 1
Coding region: 1-1089 (362 amino acids)
Biological process (GO): adenine catabolic process; hypoxanthine salvage
Cellular component (GO): cytosol
Molecular function (GO): adenine deaminase activity
Source: RefSeq, a predicted model, not a curated record